Meleagris gallopavo (turkey) is the source of this 1673-nucleotide messenger RNA. The record is from RefSeq and is a predicted model, not a curated record. Lineage: Eukaryota; Metazoa; Chordata; Aves; Galliformes; Phasianidae.
GGAGCCGUUUCCUUCGGCUCUUAAAGGGGGCACGGCGCUCGGUGGGGUCCCACUCGCGGAGUGGCGGAGCGGAGCGCGGCGGCGGAGACCCCAUGGAGCCCCCCCAGCCCCGCUGUCCCGAUGGCGACCGCCGCCGGAAGCGCCGUGAGUUGGACGCCCGCCGCAGCAAAUGCCGCAUCCGUUUGGGGGGGCACCUGGAGCAGUGGUGCCGCCUGAAGGAGCAGCUCGGCUUCGCCCUGCACUCCCAACUGGCCAAAUUCCUCCUCGACAGGUACAGCUCGCAAGGCUGCGUGGUGAGCACAGCACCCCAUUCCACAGAGCUUCUCCACGCCAACGCCGAUGCCCUGCAGCGCCUGGUCGCGUUGUCCCACGGCCACAGCCGGGAGUGCGGCUUCGUCCCCGAUGUGAAGCCCCCAGCCCCGGGCAGCCCGGCCCCGCUGGUGUGGGAGUGCGUGGCUGGACACAGCUUCUCCUGGGGCGUCCCCAGCGCAGGCGAUGCCCCACAGAGGUGUGAUGGAGCCGGGGGGGGCUCAGGGAGGGGGUCCCCAGCGGUCCCCAUCCGUCGGAGGUCGCUGCGGAGGUCGGGGGUUGUGGUUGAGCCGAUGGUGGAAGAGCCCAACAUCGUUAAGGAUGAUGGAGUUUGGUCACCUGGUGGUGGUGGAGAUGCUGGUGGCGAUGGAGCUCCCCAGGGGCAGACAGAGGCAGAAAUGGCAGCACCGGAUCACGAGAGCGCACUCGGGUUGGAGGAGAAAGCAGACCAACACGCUGUGCCCCAGGAAGAGGAGGAGGAGGAGGAAGAUGAGGACUUUGCCGAGGAAGAUGACCUUGCCUACAACGAUGAUUUGCGUGAUGAGAAUUACCAGCCAUCUCAGGACAGCGACUCCGAGCCGCAGCGACGACAAAGCCAGCCCCACGCCCGUAAGAAACCCGUGAAGGAGGAGCAGACCCCAAAUGAGCAGAACCUGAUCGACUCCAGCUCAGCAGAAGAGAAGGGUGGGCAAGUCAGCUGCAAGCAGCCGACGCGGCCGUGCGAUGAGGACGUGGCCCAGAUCGGCCCCAAAAGAAUCAGGAAAGCAGCGAAACGCGAAAUCCUCCUCUGCGACUUCGAGGGCUGCGGGAAGAUCUUCUCCAACAGGCAGUAUCUGAAUCACCACAAGAAAUACCAACACGUCCACCAGAAGACCUUCACCUGCUCGGAGCCCAGCUGUGGCAAAUCCUUCAACUUCAAGAAACACCUCAAGGAACACGAGAAGCUGCACAGUGACAAACGAGACUACAUCUGUGAGUUCUGCGCCCGUUCCUUCCGUACCAGCAGCAACCUGAUCAUCCACAGACGCAUCCACACGGGAGAGAAACCCCUCCAGUGCGAGAUCUGCGGCUUCACCUGCCGCCAGAAAGCCUCCCUCAACUGGCACAUGAAGAAGCACGACGCCGACGCCUUCUAUCAAUUCUCCUGCGAUCUCUGUGGCAAAAAGUUUGAGAAGAAGGACAACGUCACCGCCCAUAAGAGCAAGAGCCACCCCGACGCGCCCGGCGCAGCCCCCCAGGCUGUGCCAUCCCCUCCCCCAACCCCGGGUAUGGGGACGCGAGCUGAGAUUCCAAGGGAGGAUGCUCCGAGUGGAGAGGAGAAGGGCGAUGGGCACACACCUCCUGCUGCAGUUCUGGCUGAGUAA